GGGCCUCUGACAACAACUGACAAGCCACCACGCACACCACCGCCGACCGUUUUUACAGAGCGUGCGGUUCGUCAACACCCGGAACACGGCGGUGCGGGGUGUGACGUCGGUGAACCCCAAGUUCUUCCACAUGGCGCUGCUGCAGGCGAGGGGCGUCCGGAUGAGCGGGCUCCGGAUCAGCGCGCCGGCCGGCAGCCCCAACACGGACGGCAUCCACAUCGAGCGCAGCGCCGGGGUGUCCAUCACGGACGCGCGCAUCGGCACGGGCGACGACUGCAUCUCCAUCGGCCAGGGCAACGACGGCGUGGACGUGGCCCGCGUGCGGUGCGGCCCUGGCCACGGCAUGAGCGUCGGCAGCCUCGGCCGGUACGCCGGCGAGGGCGACGUCACGCGGGUGCGCGUCCGCGACGUCGUCUUCACCGGCACCGACAACGGCGUCCGCAUCAAGACGUGGGAGAACUCCCCCACCAAGAGCAGCGCCGCGCACAUGCUCUUCGAGAGCUUGCUCAUGGUGGACGUCCGGAACCCCAUCAUCAUCGACCAGAAGUACUGCCCCUACUACACCUGCGAGCACAAGUACGUGUCCGGGGUGACGCUCCAGGACAUCCAGUUCAAGAACAUCAAGGGCACGACGACGACGCCGGUUGCGGUGACGCUCAGGUGCGGCGUGCCGUGCCAGGGCCUGGUGCUGCAGGACGUGGACCUCAAGUAUAAGGGGGAGGGCGGCACGUCGGCCAAGUGCGAGAACGCCACGGCGAAGUAUGUCGGCUACCAGUUCCCCAAGCCCUGCACCUAGGUGGCCGCCGGCGAUUUUUUUUUUUCGCGCGUUGCCGGCGGCGGGCCGCCGACGAUGUGUGCGCAGGACGGUGGGCGUGCGUGCGUGCUCCAAUGCGUUGCGAACUGAGCUUAAUUUGAUUCUUUGGUCGUGUUUAUCUACAUGCCUUUUAUUUUCAGUUUGUUGUUUAUCUUUUUGAUGUUUCUUGAUAAAUGGUUAUCAGAUUUUUGUGGCAAGGAAUUGGUGAUGUAAGCAGACAAUACCCUAAACUUUGUCAUGCAAAAGACAC
Molecule: messenger RNA, 1064 nt
Organism: Sorghum bicolor (sorghum)
Lineage: Eukaryota; Viridiplantae; Streptophyta; Magnoliopsida; Poales; Poaceae
Product: exopolygalacturonase-like
Exons: 2
Coding region: 131-796 (221 amino acids)
Biological process (GO): carbohydrate metabolic process
Molecular function (GO): polygalacturonase activity
Source: RefSeq, a predicted model, not a curated record